UUAAGUAAAAUGAAAUGUUGCACAAGAUAUAUUUAUAUCGUGUUAGUACUAUUUUUCGUGAAAAUGAUCAAGUCGAGCCACGGGCAAGCAUUCUAUGAUGCUACAUCUUGUCGACAAGAUGGUAACGCUCCCGGAACAAGGUACACUUGCAUCAACACAACGUUAACCAAAAAUUCGUGUGAAACUUUCUUGAUUUAUCGAGCAAAUAAUCAGUUUGCAACCAUCUCCGCCAUCUCCACCUUGUUUGGAUUGACACCCGACACGUUGCUUGAAAUAAACCAUAUUGAUUCACCUUUAGAAACUCUCUUCGUAGAUAGAGAAGUUAUCAUUCCCGUUAGUUGUUCUUGCUCAGAUGGCUUUUUCCAAAGCAGAUUAAACUACACGGUCAAUGGAAACGCAACAUACACUGACAUAGGUUGUGGGUUUUUUGAAGGAUUGGUGAAAAAGAUCACACUUGUUGAAGAAAAUCUGAAUCAAGAAGUUAUUAAGGUUGGUAAUGUUCUUAACAUCCCCUUAAAAUGUGAUUGUCCAAAUAAUAAUGAUUAUAAGUAUUUGGUCACAUAUCCUUUGGUUUCAGGAGAUUCUAUUAGAAAAGUAAGUACAAAAUUUGGUAUUUCUAGAGAUAAUAUCUUGGCUAUCAACAAUAUAAGCCUUGAUACAACUAUCUACCCUGAAACAACUAUUUUGGUACCGUUACAAUCCAAACCCGUAAUUGAUUUCAAUAUCCCGAAUCUUCAACCACCAACCCCAGGAUUUCUUUCAACAAGCCCUGUCGAAAGAAAUGUGAAACCUGAGAAGCUCAGGAAAGUAUACAUUGUUGUCGCGGUCAUUGGGUUUGGUUUAGUACUAGCUAUAUUAGUUGUGACUGGUUUGUAUUUAAAAGCGUUAAAUAGAUGCAGACGCGACCUUUUUGUCAUACCUUCGACGCUUAGAAGCUCUUUUACAUCAUUUUCAACACCUCCACUUAGCUCCCCUAGAUCAAGGCCAAGCCCGGCCACUAGAAGCUCACCAAACUCGUGUUUGUCACCCGACCUUCUUGCUAGCAUAAAAUAUUCUUUGUAUAAUUUCACAAUUGAGGAAAUUAAAAGCAUCACGAAAGAUUUUAGCAAAGAUUGUAAAGUGAGUGAAAAUACUUAUAAAGGGUUGCUUGAUGAUGUCCAAGUACUAAUCAAAGAGAUUAAAUUCUCUGAGAUUCGACAUGUAAUUGAUCUCCAUUCGAAAAUUAAUCAUGUCAACAUUGUGAAAUUAGUUGGGGUAUGUUAUAACGAGUCGUCGUGGUCAUAUAUUGUGUUACAAUGCCCAUCAAAUGGGAGUUUAAGGGAUUGUUUAGCUAAUUCUUUAAGUUUGACAUGGCAUCGAAGAACUCAAAUCGCGUUUGAUGUCGCGACAGGGUUGCACUACCUACACUAUUGCAUUGUCCCUCCCUAUAUGCAAACAGGACUAGAUAGUGCAAAUAUAUUUGUGACAUCAAAAUGGAAGGCAAAAUUGGUAGUUUUGUCGCGAAAUCCAAAUAAUGGCACCAUUGGAUCAUCCACUUUUGAGUAUGAGAACUUUGAUGCACUAAAGAUGUUAGAAAAAGAGGAUAUUUUUGAAUUCGGGAUGGUUUUGCUCGAGAUUUUAUCAGGUAAAGUAAAGACGGAUGGUAAAUUGUUGCGCGAAUCUAUCGGUUUUUUAGGAGGAGAGGGGGGAGAAGGGGGUUGUUUUGAAAAUUUGAGGACCUUUAUGGAUCCUUGUUUGAAAGAGGGUUACUCUUUGGCAGAGGCAUUGUGUUUAGGAGUAUUGGCUAAAGCUUGUGUGGAAAGUGAUCCAUUGCAUAGACCAUCUAUGGAGGAUAUUCUUAAAGUUCUUGCUAGAAUGGUAUGACUCUGAUCAAAUAAUGAAACACACAAUUUAGGGGUACGCUAAGUAUAUGUAUGUAUGUAUUGCUAUUAUCAGAAAAAAUGUAGAAGAUCUUAUUGUUUUGAUAUGAUAAGAUCCUGAAUUUUGUUAUUGUUUUUUAAGUAUCAUAUUUACUAAAAGUCUAAAUAAGUAUGAGCAAGAUUUUACCUGA
Molecule: messenger RNA, 2050 nt
Organism: Erigeron canadensis
Lineage: Eukaryota; Viridiplantae; Streptophyta; Magnoliopsida; Asterales; Asteraceae
Product: lysM domain receptor-like kinase 4
Exons: 1
Coding region: 10-1863 (617 amino acids)
Biological process (GO): protein phosphorylation
Molecular function (GO): protein kinase activity; ATP binding
Source: RefSeq, a predicted model, not a curated record